AUGGGUUGCCAAUGGGAACACAUGGGCUCACAGACCGACCGACCCCAAGACUCGGAGAGGAAGAACAGUUGGCACUCAGCUUUCCAUGCUAACUCUACAACCGAAUACAAGGACUCAAAUUGCUUUGUCUCUGUAGGUUUCUCCAUGCCCAUUCCCAUCCUAGGCCUGCGGGACAUCAACAAGGUGUUCAAAGAUGGCAGCUGCCUGCUGACAAAUGACCGUUUUGUCCUGGUGAGCUUCUUCAUAACCUACUUCGAACCCCUCACAAUCAUAGCGGUCAUCUACAUUCUCACCAUCAGUGCUGUCGUUGCCCUUCAGACUGAAGCUACCCUCUGUCUGGACCAGUUGGUUCUCUGGCCCAAGUUGAGCACCACCAUGACCCUGGGCUUCUUCCCCCAGACCUAUGCCUCAGAGAAGCACUUCUUCAGGUGCUCGCUUAGCUGCGACAUGGGAGGGGUAGGAGGAGGGGUCAUCGGGACCUGGGUGGACCCGUGUGGUGUGAUGGGUCGGGGCUGCUGGCUGUUUGUGUGGGUGGGAUACCUCCCCUCAGCCAUCUGGAAAACACUCCACAAGACACAUUAUGCAGCCUUCUUCUGCUACAUAAGCUUCCAGUACAGACCAGUGAGGAAGCCACAACAGCUCAUACUGGUCAACACCAUCCCUCCAUUGGCAUAA
Salvelinus fontinalis (brook trout) is the source of this 675-nucleotide messenger RNA. Its product is annotated as 5-hydroxytryptamine receptor 2A-like. The transcript has 4 exons. The coding region runs from base 1 to 675 and encodes 224 amino acids. NCBI's taxonomy places the organism in Eukaryota, Metazoa, Chordata, Actinopteri, Salmoniformes, Salmonidae. The record is from RefSeq and is a predicted model, not a curated record.